This is a messenger RNA of Gossypium arboreum, 1512 nucleotides long. RefSeq lists its product as uncharacterized. The transcript has a single exon. Bases 1 to 1299 code for a protein of 432 amino acids. NCBI's taxonomy places the organism in Eukaryota, Viridiplantae, Streptophyta, Magnoliopsida, Malvales, Malvaceae. The record is from RefSeq and is a predicted model, not a curated record.
AUGUCAUUCAUUUGUGAUUUUUGUGGCACUGCCGGAGAAAAAUUCCCCUAUUUCUGUGCUGCAUGUCACGUCUUUGUCCACAAGAAUUGCAUUUCAUUGCCACGCCAAAUCAAGAUAACACGAUAUUGUCACACGAUUUCUCUUUCCUAUUCUCUUAAACAAAAUCAAGUUGAGGAUUGGAUGUGCAAAAUUUGUUACAAGGAAGUUGAUAUAAGCUAUGGUCAUCACCGUUGUCCUGCUUCUCGUUGCCUUUAUGUUGCUCAUGUACGUUGUGCAACUGAUGAAGCAAUUUGGGAUGGAACAAUUAUGCUGGAAGGCUAUGAUGAGAGGUCCGAGGAAGUGGUGCAUGAACCUUGGAAUUUGAUUACUGAUGUUGUUGAACAAAUUAUUAUUCGAGAGCUAAUGGUAGCAAGUGAGAUCAAGCAUUCCUAUCAUGAUCAUAAUUUAAGACUCACUUUUAGUGGGAAGACCAAAGAUGAUGAUAGUCAGUGUGAUGGAUGCACGAGACCUUUAUCAACUCCUUUUUCUAGUUGUGAGCAAUGCAAGUUCUUUCUCCACAAAGUUUGCGCUGAAUUGCCUAAACAACCGCCACACCCAUUUCACAAGCAUUUGCUUACUCUCUCAAACUCACACGAUGAGGAUAAUUAUUCAUCGUGCAGUGCUUGCUUUCGUUCGUAUCAAGGAUUUGGUUACGGAUGCUACAAAGGAGGUUGCAGGUUCAGAAUUGACAUUCAAUGUAUGUUAUUGUCGGACAUCUUGAAGCACCCAAGUCAUGAGCAUUCACUCUUUCUUGUCCACAACAACAAGGGAACGAGUUGCAGUGCUUGUUUUAGAAAACUACGCUCAAGGGAUGUUGCAUAUAGAUGCAUGAAGCGCUGUGAUUUCAGUUUAGAUGUAGGUUGUGCAACACUAUCACUCACUGCUUGGUACAAGUAUGAUAGGCAUCCUCUUACUUUGACUUAUUUAGAUCAUUAUGAGCUUUCUCAACUUUAUUGCGAUCUAUGUGAGAAAAAAAGAGAGCCAAAUCGUUGGUUUUACUAUUGUGUUGAUUGUGAUAACUCUCUUCAUCUCAACUGUGCUCUUGGGGAUCUCCCAUAUAUGAAGCUUGGGAAUAAAAUCGAAGAUAUAGGUCAUCGACAUCGACUCACUGUUGUGAAAAACAUUUGGAAUUGCCCUCCAUGUAAGGUAUGUCGUGAGCUUUGCAAUGGACAGGCCCUAGAAUGUAAAGAAUUUGGAUGCAGCUUUACCAUCCACUGGGCUUGUUGUCGGUCCUCCUACUUCUGGGACUCUAUCUGGUGAACCAUUUCAAUGAUACUCCACUCAAGUUUACCAGACUGAGAAGUCGCAACUUCACAUGUCUGUUCUGUCUAUCUGCAUGCAUGUACCAGAUUUGCCAAUAAGGGCCCAUGUCCGUUUGUUUUUCUUAUAUGCUUUUUCUUAUGUUAUUGUUGUCUAAGAACUUCAACCUUGUUUAAAUCAAACAUGAUUUGAGGCUAGUCAUGAGAAAUUUUU